CGACCUUUUGUUUUGAUUAUCCUGAUCACAACAUCUGAUUAUUGAGUUUAAUAAAAAAGAUUUUUGAUUUUCAAAAAAUCAAUUAUCGUCUUCGAAACAAAAAAGAAUCAUGUCAGCAUAUAGUGCAAGACCUCCGAAACAGGAAAUGCCUCCUCCCGGUGGCUAUGAAGAGAUAAAUUUUCGUCGAGUACCUGCUCAACGUAUAUUUGGCUACAAAGCAUUUUUCAUUGGUAGUACUAUGAUGAGCGUAUAUGCUGUUUUUUAUUAUAAACGUCGAAAAAAUCAUCUUCAUCAAUUGACGGCCGAAUAUAAUGAUCAUGUAAUUGCUGUCGAGCCAUUGAUUAAAGCCGAAAUUGAUCGAGCAUUUUUGCGUCAAAUUCGACACAACCGUAAUGUUGAACGUGAUCUUAUGAAAAACGUACCUGAUUGGGAAGUUGGAACAUUAUGGGGUUCAAAAGUUUAUAAAACAAUACCAGAUAAUUCAUUACCGAAUGUUUCUUUAAGAGAAUUUUAUGCACAUCGAUCAUUGACGGAAAUGCGUGAAUUCAUCAAACCAAAUCGAGAUACUGGUCUUGAAGAAAAUACAAUCAAUUCAUUGGAAUAGAUUUGUUGUUUUGUAAAAGUAUACGAAAAAAUACUAUUAUUAUUCGAAAUA
Molecule: messenger RNA, 655 nt
Organism: Dermatophagoides pteronyssinus (European house dust mite)
Lineage: Eukaryota; Metazoa; Arthropoda; Arachnida; Sarcoptiformes; Pyroglyphidae
Gene: ND-B16.6
Product: NADH dehydrogenase (ubiquinone) B16.6 subunit
Cellular component (GO): respiratory chain complex I
Source: RefSeq, a predicted model, not a curated record